This is a messenger RNA of Cuscuta epithymum, 2155 nucleotides long. NCBI's taxonomy places the organism in Eukaryota, Viridiplantae, Streptophyta, Magnoliopsida, Solanales, Convolvulaceae. The record is from the annotation of a GenBank genome assembly.
CGCAGCUGAAUUAGCUAGCAUCAGAACGUCUUAAGUAAGCUCAACUUCCAUAUAUGGGAUAUCAAUCUGAUAUAUUCCCAACCUUAUUAUCAAUAUUCAAUAAUUUCAUCUCUGUUCUCUGAUCUAGCUACAACAUAAUCUUCUUAGCUUACUGGUCCCUACUCCCUGAAUUUAACCUCAUUUCCCCACCCAAACUACUAUACCCUUCUCUUUCACCUCAUUCUGGUUAUUAUAUAUAUGCAUCUGGCGGCUGGAAGAAUUGAAUGGACAUAGAAAAAGAUAAUAAAGCACCUUCUUCUUCCAUGGACAAAGAUACAGACCAAGCUGCUUCUGUCGAUGCCCCUUCUUCGAAAUUCAUCGAGUCUCAGGUUGUUGUUGAUCAUGUUGAUGGACAAAAUCACAGGAAGGGAAGAUGAGGCUCUUGGACUCAUGUACCGGAGAUGGAUCAACAGAUAGGCACGGAAAACCGGCACUGAAGAGGAAAACUGGUGGAUGGAGAUCAGGGAUCCUGAUAUUAGCCAGUGAGGGAUUGGCCACACUUGCUUUCACAGGAGUGGAAGUGAACAUGGUCCUUUUCUCCAAGUCUGUGAUGAGAAAAUCAAACGCAGAUGCUGCCAACUUCUUUAGCAGGUGGAUGGGUACCCUUUACAUUUUCUCCCUCUUAGGAGCUUUCCUCAGUGAUUCUUACAUGGGAAGAUAUCUCACUUGUAUAAUCUUCCUUGCUGUCAUGAACUUUGGGUUGGUGGCACUGUCAUUGCUAACUCACGUGUUCAUGCUUGUGCCAAAAGGGUGUGGAAGGAUAGGAGAAGUAUGCGAUCAACAAUCAAUGGUUGAAGUGGCAAUGUUCUACGUGUGCAUGUAUUUACUAGCAAUUGGGAGUGGGUCCAUAGAACCUGUACUAGCAACCUUAGGAGCAGACCAAUUCGACGAAGAAGAUCCUGAGGAGAGCCGAUCGAAGACCAAAUUCUACAGCUACUAUUACGUUGCUUUAAACCUCGGGUCCCUUGUGGCAGAAACAGUUUUGGUGUAUAUGGAAACUUUAGGGAAAUGGGUGUUUGCCUUUUGGAUAUCUACCUUCUGUGGGUUUGCUGCAUUGAUUUUGUUGAUCGCAGGGGCAUAUCGGUAUCGUCACAUCCGGCCGUCAAAGAACCCUGUGUGCAGGUUCUGUCAGGUGAUUGUGGCUUCUUUGAGAAAAUUAAAGCUUCAAGUUCCAUUGAAUGGAGAAGGGUUGUAUGAAGUUCAUGGAAGUGCUGAUAAAUGUAACAGAAGGAUCUCUCAUACAGAUGGUUUUCAGUUUCUUGAUCGAGCAGCGAUCAUGGUCUCCACAGACAUGACUUUGUUGCCAGACAAAACUGAAGUUCUAAAUCCAUGGAGGAUAUGCACAGUCACCCAGGUGGAGGAGGUGAAAUGUGUGCUCAGACUACUCCCAAUAUGGCUUUGCACAAUAUUGUCGUCCAUAGUGUUCGUCCAGGUUCUCUCCCUCUUUGUGGAACAAGGAGCAGCCAUGAACACCAAGAUCUUAACCUUCCACAUGCCUCCGGCCAGCAUGACAUCAUUCGACAUCAUCAGCACGUCCACCUUCAUCAUAUGCUACGAGAACAUCAUACUCCCACUAUAUGUCAAGUUAAUGAAAAGAAAGCCAAAGCCGCCAAGCGAGCUUCAGAGGAUAGGGGUAGGUCUGGUCAUUUCGAUCAUUGCCAUGGCCGUGGCUGGUGUAGUUGAGCAGCAAAGGGUCAGGUAUGCUAAUGGAGAGGAAGAGACGAGUUCGCUAAGCAUUUUCUGGCAAACCCCACAGUAUGUUCUUGUGGGAAUAGCCGAAGCGUUCGUUUACGUCGCACAGUGGGAAUUCUUUGCAUCACAGAUCCCAGACAGUCUCAAGAGUAUGGGGCUCGGCUUGUCUAUGUCCUCUUCCGCCUUAGGUAGUUACCUGUGCAGUAUUUUACUGACUACUGUGAUGAAGAUCACGGCUAGGGAUGGGAAGCCGGGGUGGGUCCCACCGAAUCUCAACGAUGGCCACCUGGACAGAUUUUUCUUCCUGUCUGCUGCUGUGGUUGUGUUGGAUCUUCUGUUGUUCAUCUUUUGUGCUAAGCGGUACAAAGGUAUAGUGCUAGAAAAACGGGAGGAAACAGUUGAGACUUAUAGCUGAAGAGUAUGU